AGAACGACCCAUCACUAACACACACACACACAUCCACUUCCGGACACGACUGUGCCAAUCCAACCCUCUGUCCUGAGUUUUAUCAUGCAGCAUGCGCAGAUGUACCAGUAUUCACAACGCUAAAGGACUAAACAGCGCGACUCUCGCAAAACUUAAUUCAACUUUAGUAACGGGAGAGACUCGUUCAGCGCUCUCACAGGAAGUUUUCACACUCUCUAGCCGGUUUGAGUGACAAAGGCGAUCCCGUGGGAAAAUCACGCGCCUUCACAAAAUGGAUAAAGGAACGGGACUCCGUCCUGUGAUUUUGAUUAUUGCUCUUGUGUCGUUCUGUGAGGCCCGUGUGGUGAAGGUUCCGGUCGGUCCUCUAGUCCAUGUAGAGGGGCAAGCUGUCUCCAUUCGCUGUGAUGUGUCUGACUACGAGGGACCCCGAGAUCAGGAUUUUGAGUGGUCUUUGAUCCUUGCCGGAGAUAAAUUGCUCCCGCUCGUCUCCACCUUUGACAGUAGUUUUGUGGACUCUUCAAUGAGGGACCGGGUUAACAGUGGUGACAUCAGUUAUAAGAAGCUGGAAGAUGCUGCUGUUGAACUCAAAUUCAAGAAGGUCAGAGCAACAGACAGUGGCGUGUAUCGCUGCAGUACCCCGAGCACUGAUUCGGUCAUCAGCGGGAACUACUACGCCGAUCUGGAGCUCAAAGUGAUCGGGGACAGUCUGAAGGUGGCUCCAGCCAUUCCCAAGUCAGCGGUGUCUGAGGGAGAAUCAGUGGAACUCCAGUGCAGCACGACACGGGGCUUCACGGCGCACACCUUCCUCUCCGUUACUUGGUCCAUCAGGAAAGGGAGCAGCCCAGUGGAGGAAAUCUUUACAUUUGGGCCAGAUGAUAAGAUCAAAGUGGGACGUAACUACACUCAGCGUUACACAGAUAGUGGACUUCAGUUGGACCUUCGUGGAGGUGGUUUUUAUGGACUGGUCCUGAAAAGAGCAAAGCCAUCAGACCAAGGGGAGUAUGUGUGUACGGCCCAGGAGUGGGUGAGACAGGGUGAAGAAGGAAAAAACUGGCGUAAGAUUCUGGAGAAGUCUGAGGAAAUGGGAAAGGUGGUUGUUACACCCACAGAUCUGCAGUUCAAGGUGACCCUUACACCCUUUCUGAACCCUCAGUCCACAAGCGAGCCCACUGAACUGCGCUGUGAGGUGGUCGACCUCCUCCACCUCCAAGACGGCCGCCUGGGCGUGACCUGGUCUUACUCUACAAACACGCCUGGAGAUGUAUCUCAGAAGAAAAUCACUAUAGCCUCCCUGAAUGAACAAGGAGCGCUGAUUGCAGACAGUCAGUACCAGCAGAGGUUGGACAGUGGGGACAUAGCAGCGACCAGGAGAGAGUCUAACAUCUUCAUUCUGCGAAUGCUUCAGACUCGAGACGCAGACAUGGGCUCUUAUUCCUGUGUGGUAACUGCAUGGAAGCCCACUCAGCGAAGUGGAUGGGAAAAAGUGAAGGAGGUCCAGUCAGCGCCUGUCACUAUUCAGUGGACACCAAAAAUUCCAGUUUUGCAAGUAGUAGCCCAUCGUGUGAGAGAAGCCUCGACUGGUGGAUCCACAUUUGAGAUGAGCUGUCGGGUGACUGGUCAGAACCUGAAGAAUCCCGGCUACUCAGUGCUCAUCCGCUUUGAGGAGAUCUUGGGAGGAAAGUCCCGCAAAGUGUUGUCACUUAGCCAGGACUCAGUUUUGCAGCUGGAGGAGUGGAGCGAGCCGAGCCGCAUUGACAGCGUGGUUCUGGAGAAGACCGGGCAGCUCGAGUACCGCUUCCGUUUGUAUGGGGCCCAGGUCACAGAUCGUGGGUUCUACUAUUGUGACGUCACGGCCUGGACACGAGAUCAGAGCCAAGACUGGAUCAAAGCCGUCAGUGCGGAGUCCAACAAGAUUGAGAUCGCUUUUGUACACACAGGCCCAGUAUUCAACAUAUCCAUUCAUUCAGAAGCAAACAAUGUGUUACCGGGGGACACAGUCCAAAUGAAGUGCAUCAUAUCCAUCCUGGAAGCUUCUCCAAACACUGGUGAUAUGGCAUUUGAUGUACGCUGGUUCCAGAACACAAACCGGGCUGUUGAUAAUGGAGUCCAACCUCUCAUCAGUAUGGACCGCUGGGGAGUGGUAAAGAAGACUGGCUCCAAUGACACCAGUCUGGAGCGCACCGACCGACACACGUUCAUCCUGAGCUUACACAAGAUUCAGGAUAGAGAUGUGGGAGAAUACUACUGUACCGCCACACCCUGGCUCCUGUCCCCUGCUACUGGUGCCUGGAACAAGGAGAAGGACCUCACCUCUGCUUCAUCAUUUCUAUCUGUCAAAAUAGAAUUGUGGGAAUCAUUGAAGAUGCCAGUGGGAUACGGUUUGACUGCUGCUGUGAUCGCUGGUCUUCUCUCAGUGCUGCUGGGUCUUGCUGUCGCCCACUGCUGUUUCUCCAGGAACCCCAUGCACACUCCCCGUCCCCGUAACAAGCUUAUGGACCUGGAGAUGGAUUAAACCAGUCCCCCUUUGCACUGCUGUGAUCCUGCCCAAAACCACUUCAACCGACUUGAUGUAUUAUGCUUUGGGACAGAAUGUGGAUAUGCAUAUUGCUUAAUAAGAGAUGGAGAACUUGUUUAUAUGCACUCCAAGGAUUGAGCCACUCCAAUUGACGGCUCUAUAUUCCCACUUGGGAGCAAUACACUUAUUAUUCUCAGGAAUAGAGCACUGACGGCCCCAUCCAAUGUUUUUUUUUUUGUUUUGUUUUUCCUGACUGCUGAUAGGAUGAGAGCACCAGGAAUGAAAUAUUUUGUUUGGUACAAACUUGGGGCUGCCCAAUGGCCAAACCAGCAAUGUUACAGUUUGUACAGUUGAUGAUUAUUUUAUAGCAUUUAAUAGGAAGGACUCUAAUGAAAGAGCCAAGAACUUGUCAGUUGUAAGUGUGGCAGAUACUCCAAUUUUAGAUUGACCUUUUAAACCGCUGCAGUCCCCAAGGCUUUGUUUGUCACAUCGUCUGCGGACGUCCGCUGUGCCCCCCGCCCCGACUGCCUGUCAGAGUUAUGCCGCCAACAGUAGGGAACCUAAAAUGACUGACCUUUCCGCUCUGCGGUAAAGCGUAGUGUUUAUCCACAGGCUAAAGGAAAUAUGGCUGAUGGAUGGGUGCUUCAAGGCUGCGCCACGCCAUUCUGGGAUCGAGAAGUGACCACUCGAGGGAACAGACCAAACAGGCUGUCAAUCUGUGGCUUGGCUUUGAGCGGCCUGCCUUUAAAGAUCGCUUGUCAGGCAUUUCAAAAGCCCUGAUAUCCACACUGUUGGCAUUAACUCAUUCCUCACUCUCUUUCCUGCCCACAAACAACGAGAAAUGCCAAUAUGCCAUCUCAGUUUCCCGAACUUGCAUUUUUCUUUUUGCCAGAAUGCACUCAUUAUACUGACACAACUGACCCGCACUGACAUGAUUGUAGUAGAUCCUUUUGUACAAAUGCUCUCUUAAUCCACAAUGUGUUCAGAUAAGUAUUUUCUGAGAAGGGAAGCUGUUGGUACGAGCGAGAGGCUGUUUUACUGUAUCUCAGAGUGAGAGAACUAUUCAGAGCCACAUUUAUAGACAAAUGUCAAAAGGAAUUUCACCAAGAUGUUUUACUUUAGUUCAUUUAUUGAUAUUAUUGAAUGUUUUUUUUUUUCAUUUUUAAGAAUUGUUCUUUUUUAUUUUUAGUUGUGUGAAAUUUUAUGUGCAUUUACCAUCUCUCGCAAUAAGUAUUUCUGUUUUGUUAUUCAAUGACUCAUUUUAAUUCUCAAUUGCAAACCAACAAAAAAUAUUUCUCAGUAAUAAUAAAAAAAAGUAUAACUGUGUUGAUUUGA
Onychostoma macrolepis is the source of this 3850-nucleotide messenger RNA. It is a transcript of the gene ptgfrna, whose product is annotated as prostaglandin F2 receptor inhibitor a. The transcript has 8 exons. Bases 272 to 2512 code for a protein of 746 amino acids. The record is from RefSeq and is a predicted model, not a curated record. Lineage: Eukaryota; Metazoa; Chordata; Actinopteri; Cypriniformes; Cyprinidae.